AUGGAGAAGGCACCGACGAGCACGAGGAGAGCCAGCGGCUCCUUCGCACGGAGCUCCAUCAAACGCUCCACAUCCGGGUCUCAGAAGGGCCAAAAAGCAUGGAUUGAGAGAACUUUCCAGAAAAGGGAAUGCAUCCAUAUAUUUCCGAGCAAGGACCCAACCAGAUGUGCAUGUGGCCAGUUGGUGGCACAGCAUGUGGCUAUUCCUGGCGCUGCCACAACCAAACCCCCAGAGGAGAGCCACCAGCUUGUGCAAGUCGACCAGCCUCAGGAAAAGUGGUCAGUGGUCAAACAUACGCAGGCUUCCCCGACUGAUGCAUAUGGCACUAUUGAGUUCCAGGGUGGAGGGUUCAUCAAUAAAGCCAUGUACAUCAGAGUGUCCUAUGAUACCAAACCAGACAACCUGCUUCACCUUAUGGUGAAAGACUGGCAGCUGGAACUUCCUACCCUCCUCAUAUCAGUCCACGGAGGUCUCCAAAACUUCGAUCUGCAGCCCAAACUCAAACAAGUGUUUGGGAAAGGCCUGAUCAAAGCUGCCGUGACAACAGGAGCAUGGAUCUUCACGGGUGGAGUUAGCACAGGGGUUAUCCGCCAUGUUGGGGAUGCUCUUAAGGAUCAUUCCUCUAAGUCCAGAGGGAAAGUCUGUGCAAUCGGAAUAGCUCCCUGGGGAAUCCUAGAAAGCAAGGAGGACCUCAUUGGCAAAGAUGUGACCAAACCUUACCAAGCCAUAUCCAAUCCUCUGAGCAAACUGGCCAUUCUCAACAACAGCCACUCUCACUUCAUCCUGGUGGACAACGGCACGUGUGGUAAAUACGGAGCAGAGGUGAAGCUCCGCAGGCAGCUGGAGAAGCACAUUUCCCUUCAGAAGAUUAACACUCGUCUGGGCCAAGGCGUGCCAUUAGUGUGUCUAAUCGUGGAAGGAGGGCCUAACGUGAUUUCUAUCAUGCUGGAGUGUCUGCGUGAGGAGCCCCCGGUGCCAGUGGUGGUGUGUGACGGCAGCGGCCGUGCCUCUGACAUCAUCUCUUUUGCCCACAAAUACUCAGAGGAUGGGGGAAUGAUAACAGAGGAUGCGAAUGAGCAGCUGCUGGUGACCAUUCAGAAGACGUUUAACUACAGUAAGAGUCAGUCCCAGCAGAUUCUCCUCAUGAUCAUGGAGUGCAUGAAGAAGAGAGAGCUGAUCACAGUUUUUCGAAUGGGUUCUGAGGGACAGCAGGACAUUGAGAUGUCUAUCCUGACUGCCCUACUGAAAGGAACUAACGCUUCAGCUCCAGACCAGCUCAGUUUGGCUUUAGCCUGGAACAGAGUGGACAUAGCACGCAAUCAGAUCUUUGUCUAUGGACUACAUGUGCCACCAGUGAGUGCUCUGCCCACUGCACCCACCAGCACUGGUCCCACCACCCAGGAGAGGCAGAAGAGCCCAGCUCCAGGUCCACGCAAUAAGGCCAAGGGCCGAGGGAAGAAAGGCAAAGGAGGCAAGGCCAAACCAGAGCCCCCAGAGGAGACAGACCCCAAGAAAUUAGCGUUACUCAACUGGGUGAACUCACUGGAGCAGGCCAUGAUGGACGCAUUAGUGCUGGACAGAGUGGACUUUGUGAAGCUGCUGAUUGAGAACGGGGUCAACAUCCACCAUUUUCUCACUAUCCCACGCUUGGAGGAGCUGUACAACACGAGACUGGGACCUGCCAAUACACUGCAUGUUGUAGUGAGAGAUGUCAAAAAAGGAAACCUCCCUCCAGAUUACCAGAUCACCUUGAUUGACAUAGGACUAGUGUUAGAAUACCUGAUGGGAGGGGCUUACCGGAGUAACUACACCAGAAAGGGCUUCCGUUCCCUCUACAACAACCUAUACGGUCUGAAAAGGCCAAAAGCCUUAAAACUCCUUGGGAUGGAGGACGAUGAGCCAAGGCCAAAGGGCAAGAAAAAAGCCAAAAAGAAAAAAGAGGAAGAGGUAGACAUUGACGUGGAUGACCCUGAGGUCUGCCGUUUCCAGUAUCCCUUUCACGAGCUGAUGUUAUGGGCAGUGCUUAUGAAGCGCCAGAAGAUGGCGCUCUUCCUGUGGCAGAGAGGUGAGGAGGCCAUGGCCAAAGCACUGGUGGCCUGUAAACUCUUCAAAGCCAUGGCCCAUGAGUCUUCAGAAAGUGAGCUGGUGGAUGAUAUCUCUCAGGAUCUGGAUAAUAACUCCAAGGAGUUUGGGCAGCUGGCCUAUGAGCUACUGGACCAGUCUUACAAGCAUGAUGAGCAAGUCGCCAUGAAGCUGUUGACCUAUGAACUGAAGAACUGGAGUAACUCCACUUGUCUGAAACUGGCAGUGGCUGCCAAACACAGAGACUUCAUUGCCCACACUUGCAGUCAGAUGCUGCUGACAGACAUGUGGAUGGGAACGCUGAGAAUGGGAAAGAACCCGGGUCUGAAGGUCAUUUUCGGCAUUAUCUUCCCCCCGUUGAUUUUGCUGCUGGAUUUCCGUCUUGGAGAUGACAUGGUUUACCAGAGCUCAUCUGACGAGGAUGCCAAAGAGAAAGAAGAUGAUAAUAAGUCCAGCAGGGAUGCCAACGCUGAUACAGUGUCCAAGAAAGGUGAUGAAGAGGAAGGCAGCAAGAAGAUGAAACGAGUUCCCAUUGGGAGGAAAAUCUACGAGUUCUACAAUGCCCCCUUCACCAAGUUCUGGUUUAAUACUAUAUCCUACCUGGGUUAUUUGAUGCUGUACAAUUACAUCAUCCUGGUGAAGAUGGAGCAGUGGCCCACCAUGCAGGAGUGGGUGGUCAUUUCAUACAUACUUUCUCUGGCCUGUGAGAAAAUAAGACAGAUCCUGAUGUCAGAGCCUGGUAAGCUGCGUCAGAAGAUCAGUGUGUGGUUGGAGGAGUACUGGAACAUCACAGACUUGGUGGCCAUUUCCACCUUCCUCCUGGGCCUUCUGCUCCGCCUACAGAGUGAACCUUACAUGGGUUACGGCAGAGUUAUCUACUGUGUGGACAUCAUCUUCUGGUAUAUCCGUGUAUUGGACAUCUUUGGUGUCAACAAGUACCUGGGACCGUACGUCAUGAUGAUUGGAAAGAUGAUGAUUGACAUGCUGUACUUUGUGGUGAUCAUGUUGGUGGUGCUAAUGAGUUUCGGAGUAGCGCGGCAGGCCAUUCUCCACCCUGACGAAGAACCAACGUGGCGCCUUGCCCGGAACAUCUUCUAUAUGCCCUACUGGAUGAUCUACGGCGAAGUGUUUGCAGACUCGAUAGACCGUAAGACUAGAAUUGAUAUCUACGCAAUGGAAAUAAACCCUCCAUGUGGGGAAAACAUGUAUGAUGAGGAUGGGAAAAAGCUGCCACCUUGUAUCCCUGGAGCCUGGCUCACCCCUGCCAUCAUGGCUUGCUAUCUGCUAGUGGCCAACAUCCUACUGGUCAACUUACUCAUUGCUGUCUUCAACAACACAUUCUUCGAGGUCAAGUCAAUCUCCAACCAGGUGUGGAAGUUCCAGCGGUAUCAGCUGAUCAUGACGUUCCAUGACAGACCAGUCCUUCCCCCGCCCCUCAUUAUUCUCAGUCAUCUCCACAUCCUGGUCCGCAGAGUCUGCUGCCGCUGUACCAAAAAACAGGAGGGAGAACUGGACGAGAAAGACAAAGGACUGAAGCUUAUCCUGAAUGCUGAGGAACUGAAAAACCUGUACGAAUUUGAGGAGCAGUGUGUGAAGGAAUAUUUCAGAGAGAAGGAGGAUGAGCAGCAAUCUUCGAAUGAUGAACGCAUCAAAGUGACAUCUGAAAGGGUGGAGAAUAUGUCCAUGCGUCUUGAGGAAGUGAAUGAGAGGGAGAACACCAUGAAGGCCUCCUUACAGACUGUGGAUCUACGCUUGGCCCAGCUGGAGGAGAUGCACGGACGCAUAAUGAACGCUUUAGAGAGACUGGCAGGGAUUGACCACUCUGAGCUGACCCGCACGCGCUCAGGAGCUUCUUCUGUCUGCGGUGGCCCCACCCUGCAGCGUCACGGCAGUAUUAACAGCACUGACGGAUACAGCCUCUAUCAGUUCUACCUGGAUACCAACCAACUGCUUGGAGAUGAGGCAGGUCAGCUGGGCCCAGAGAGGCAAGGCAGCCUGAGGAAGGCAACGAGUAGCACUGCCCUGAGCCCCAAAGAGUACGGGCCAAAUCUGGAGGUGAGGGUCCCCAGUCUAAGGAGCAGACCCAACUCCUGUGUGGACAUCAGGAUCUCUCCCUGUGAUCAGAAGGCCGAAGAGGUGGCGGUAGGAAGUGCAGAGUCGCAACCAGAGGCGCCUACAGAACCUGCCCCAGAUGCUCAGACUCCACAGGAUACAACCGAGGUGCUCAUAUCCACGAGAGCUAAACUAGAAGCUGCCAUCUCUUACCCCUUAGAGAAGCCCAAAGCGUUCAAGUACUAUCCGUCCGAGUCUCUGACCACGUCGCCAUCUUCCAGCCGUAAAUUCACGAGCAGCAUCGCGUUUGACCCAAUGGGUGGAGAAGAUGUGGGACAGUGGGCUACUGACUACACCUCUCUUUUAGAACAGAGGGCAAAUAUGUCUCCAACCAUGAAGAGAUGGAAUACUGCUUUUGCAUACAAGGUGCAUCCAACCCUCUUUGGCCAAUCACCCAAGGUGUCAAUGGUCAGACCACCAGAGGACCAACAGGUGAAGCCAGGGAACGGAGAUCAGACAGUCAGCAUUGAGGAGAAGGAAGCUGCAAAGGAGGCUAAAGACAUUCAGGACAAGAGUGAGGUGCAAGAACAUAGGGGGAGUAUUAAGGGUGACAAGAGGACAAUUGAAGAGAAGGAGAAAGACCUUGAAGAUGGGCCUGACACACAUCAAGGUAGGAAGGAUGAGGGCAAAGGUCCUGGAGACAGCACUGAAGGACAGUUGAGGACAGGAGAACCAGACGCUAAGGACCAAGCAGUCCCACCUGACACUGGCGGUCUGCUUGUGGCUGAUGAUGGGAUGUACCCUCCAAUUAGGUCUAAAAGCUGGAGCAUGAACCCUCUCAAAGCCAAAAGCAUGGGGAAUAACACAGACAAGCCCCGGGGCUCCAGCAGUGAGCGAGACAUCAUUAGUGCAUGCGGAGGUCCUGCUGAUGAGCCAAUGUCAGAGGCACAGAAAGAUCAAGAAGGACCAAGAGCUGGUUCCCAGAAGGAUAAAAAGCAGAAGGUAGCUGAUGAGACCAACUUCUGA
Molecule: messenger RNA, 5160 nt
Organism: Chanos chanos (milkfish)
Lineage: Eukaryota; Metazoa; Chordata; Actinopteri; Gonorynchiformes; Chanidae
Gene: trpm1b
Product: transient receptor potential cation channel, subfamily M, member 1b
Exons: 27
Coding region: 1-5160 (1719 amino acids)
Biological process (GO): monoatomic cation transmembrane transport; metal ion transport; protein tetramerization
Cellular component (GO): plasma membrane
Molecular function (GO): calcium channel activity
Source: RefSeq, a predicted model, not a curated record